AUGCUCGUCCUUCUGUUCUUUCUUUCUCCUUUUGUAAUUGCGCAACGCGGGCCCGGAGGGUUUGAUCUGCUACGAAUCGAGCGACGGUUCGAAGACGAAUUCAGCCGACGGCAACGGCUCAACGCCCGAUCCAUAGGUUUGUUGGCAUUGACAUUUUUGUAUCAAAAAGUAAUGUUCUUUCAUGUACUCUGCCAAUAUAAUGGUAUUUAUGUGUUAUGACAAGACGUGAGUAAUGAUAUGCUACAAAUAAAUAGGCUUUACUUGCAGACGACGGCUUGUCAGAUGAUGAGAAAUGUCAGAAAUCAUGUAAUGAAAAGCUGAGGACGUCCUUGGACAUGGUGAAGGUAAGGUAUUACGAAAUUUAACCAAAACUUGGCUUUGAUUUAGCAAAUAACCGCUUAUUUAUAAAAUUAAAACUGUAAUCUGAUUACAUUUCGAUGAAUGGCAAGACAAGUUUCAGGCACAUACCUCCUUCGGCAGUGUUGGGGUACCAUCAGUUACAGAGAAAGAAGACCUGAUAUACUUUUGCAAAUUCGACGCAGAAAACGACCGCUGCCUGAGGGAAUGUGGCUACGAGAUCCAGUUCAAUAUGAGAGACUACGUUUGCAAAGCCAGGUUCGAGGAGGUGAGCAUUGGCCACAUGGCCAAGUUUAUGACAUUUUUGCAACAAGAGCCAGGCCGUGGGUUUAGAAUGGAUAAUAUUAUGAAAACAUUAGUAGACCAAAAUGUCAAAUUAUGGCUUUCUAAGCGUUUAAUUUUAGCUCAAGUUUCUAAAAUUACGUUUUAAAAUUUCAAAAUAAGAGUACCAUAUGACAUUGAGUGUAGUUUGCACAGUAAUUAUAUCACCUAGAUGGUAGUAAAUCUACCGUGCUACGCUCGCGCAGCUCCUCAGCUGAAACGCGUUUGUGGUGCCAGGAAAUGUGGACCUUAUGAUGAACUGGAGCUGACGUUAAGUGGCUACAGUAAACGAUGUAGAAGUGUACUGUGUGAUCUGACAUGUAUGCAAAGUGUUCUUAUAGGUAACUGUGGCCAAGUAGCAGGUCUACGGGCUUACAAGUUCCUAUUAGAUUACACCAGAGUUCAGGUAAGGUCAGAAUAUAUAACUGGCUUAUGACUAACACAAUAUCUUUGACAUAAGGCUUCUUUAGGUAGCUACGUGGAUAAGAGACAGCGCGCAGCAAAUGCAAAAGGCAGUAUCUCAGGUUAUUCCUCGGACAUGUUCAAGGCUGUUCUGCGAACAGUUCGAUGCCCAAAAUUGUACAUACGUCCCCGCCCUCUAG
Molecule: messenger RNA, 1280 nt
Organism: Bursaphelenchus okinawaensis
Lineage: Eukaryota; Metazoa; Nematoda; Chromadorea; Rhabditida; Aphelenchoididae
Source: the annotation of a GenBank genome assembly